Populus trichocarpa (black cottonwood) is the source of this 4596-nucleotide messenger RNA. RefSeq names its product transportin MOS14. Gene Ontology annotation, cellular component: nuclear membrane; cytoplasm. The transcript is spliced from 31 exons. NCBI's taxonomy places the organism in Eukaryota, Viridiplantae, Streptophyta, Magnoliopsida, Malpighiales, Salicaceae. The coding region runs from base 167 to 3046 and encodes 959 amino acids. The record is from RefSeq and is a predicted model, not a curated record. Gene Ontology annotation, molecular function: small GTPase binding. Gene Ontology annotation, biological process: protein import into nucleus.
GAUCAAAAAUCCCAAAACCCAUAAAAUCUUCUAUUGACGGGGCGCCAAAACCCCCCUCAUUUUAUCAGAAAAAUAAAUAAUAAAUAAACGAAGCUCUCUUUCUCUCUAUUAUUAUUAUAAAUUAAACGUUUGAUUUCUCUGUAAAGUUUUUGUUUUGUUUUGAGAAAUGGAGCUUCAAAAUUCAGUGAAAGAAGCUCUAAAUGCGCUGUACCAUCAUCCAGACGAUGUGUUUCGUAUGGAAGCCGAUCGAUGGCUACAAAACUUUCAACGCACAAUCGAUGCCUGGCAGGUUGCUGAUAAUUUGCUUCACGAUGCCACCAGCAAUCUGGAAACCUUAAUAUUUUGUUCUCAAACUCUUAGAAGCAAGGUACAACGAGAUUUUGAAGAACUGCCCUCUGAAGCCUUUCGACCAUUGCGUAGUUCCUUAAAUACCUUGUUAAAAAAAUUUCACAGAGGCCCCCCUAAAGUGAGGACUCAGAUUAGCAUUGCUGUGGCUGCCUUGGCUGUACAAGUUCCUCCUGAGGAUUGGGGGGAUGGUGGUAUUGUAAAUUGGCUCAAGGAUGAGAUGACUUCACAUCCAGAAUAUAUACCAGGAUUUCUGGAGUUGCUUACAGUUUUACCAGAGGAAGUAUUCAACUACAAGAUAGCUGCUCGUCCGGAAAGACGCCGCCAAUUCGAGAACGAGCUCACUUCUCAAAUAGAGGUCGCUCUUAAUAUUUUGACAGCUUGCUUGAAAAUAAGUGAGCUAAAGGAGCAGGUUCUUGAGGCAUUUUCUUCUUGGAUUCGACUAAGGCAUGGGAUCCCUGGGUCUGUGCUUGCUUGUCAUCCAUUGGUGUAUACAGCUCUAUCAAGUUUGAAUUCUGAGACCCUUUCAGAGGCAGUUGUAAAUGUCAUAUCAGAAUUGAUACAUUACACAACAGCUGGAAACUCUGGUGGCAUUCCCGUGCAGAUGCCUUUAAUUCAAGUGAUUGUGCCUCAAGUCAUGAGUCUAAAGGAGCAACUCAGAGAUUCUUCUAAGGAUGAAGAAGAUGUGAAGGCCAUUGCUAGAUUAUUUGCAGACAUGGGUGAUUCGUAUGUCGAGCUGAUUGCAACUGGUUCUGAUGAGUCAAUGAUUAUUGUAAAUGCAUUAUUAGAAGUUGCUUCACACCCAGAAUAUGAUAUUGCUUCAAUGACAUUCAAUUUCUGGCACAAUCUUCAACAUAUCUUGACUAAGAGGGAUUCCUAUACUUCAUUUGGCAAUGAAGUAUCCAUUGAAGUUGAGAGAAGUAGGAGGCUGCAAGUUUUUCACUCAGCCUAUGAGUCCCUUGUGUCCCUGGUUAGCUUUCGAGUUAAAUAUCCUCAAGAUUAUCAAACCCUGUCAGUUGAAGAUCUCAAGGAAUUCAAACAGACAAGAUAUGCUGUCACGGAUGUAUUAAUUGAUGCAGCAUCAGUUUUAGGCGGUGAUGCAACUUUGAGAAUUCUUUACGUGAAACUUUAUGAGGCCCGAACCUGCUUGGGGAAUGGACAUAAUCAAUGGCAUCCAGCUGAAGCUGCUCUGUUUUGCAUCAGAGCUAUAUCAAAUUAUGUUUCAACAGUCGAAGCUGAAGUAAUGCCCAAGAUUAUGUCUUUGCUUUUGGAACUUCCUCAUGAGCCCCAAUUGCUCCAGACAGUGUGCUUAACGAUUGGGGCAUAUUCAAAAUGGCUUGAUGCGUCAUCAGAUGGAUUUCCUCUAUUGUCUUCAGUCAUUAAAGUUCUGCUGAGUGGCAUGAGUAAAUCAGAAGAUUCUGCAGCAGCUGCGGCAGUGGCAUUCAGACACAUCUGUGAUGAUUGCCGGAGAAAGCUUUGUGGAUAUUUUGAUGAACUCUUUUCCAUAUACCACAGUGCUGUAAUUGAGGGAGGUAGUUUUAAAGUUUCUGCUGAGGACUCUUUGCACAUGGUUGAAGCCUUCAGCAUGGUCAUUACAGAACUUCCAGCUGACCAGGCUAAGCAGGCGUUGGAGAAAUUAUGCUUGCCAGUUGUUACUCCUCUACAGGAAAUUAUUAGUCACGGUCCAGAAGUAUUGGAGAAGAAACCUGCUCGAGAGUUAACAGUUCAUAUUGAUCGACUAGCAUACAUCUUUAGGUAUGUAAAUCACCCAGAAGCUGUGGCAGAUGCAAUUCAAAGGCUUUGGCCAAUUUUGAAAGCAAUCUUUGACAUUCGUGCUUGGGAUAUGCAGACAAUGGAGUCUCUUUGCCGAGCUUGUAAAUAUGCUGUGAGAACAUCUGGAAGAUUCAUGGGAAUCACAAUUGGAGAUAUGCUAGAAGAGAUUCAAGGCCUGUUCCAGCAGCACCACCAGCCAUGCUUCCUUUAUCUCUCCAGUGAAGUUAUAAAGAUAUUUGGUUCUGACCCAUCAUGUGCGUACUAUCUGAAAAUUUUGAUUGAAACCCUCUUCAAGUGCACAACAUGUCUUCUCACCAAUAUCAAGGACUUUACUGCCAGACCAGACAUAGCAGAUGAUUGUUUUCUGUUGGCAUCGAGGUGCAUUCGCUAUUGCCCUCAAGUAUUUAUUCCAUCCACUGUAUUCCCAUCAUUAGUGGAUUGCUCAAUGAUUGGCAUCACAGUACAACACAGAGAGGCCUCCAAUUCCAUAUUAACUUUCUUGUCAGAUGUCUUUGAUCUUGCAAAGUCUACCAUGGGAGAACAAUAUUUAACUAUCAGAGACAGUGUCAUCAUUCCCCGAGGUGUCACUAUCACCAGAAUUUUGGUUGCCUCAUUAACUGGAGCACUCCCUAGUUCUCGAUUAGAAACGGUAACAUAUGCUUUAGUAGCACUAACUCGUGCAUAUGGAGCAAGUGCACUGGAGUGGGCCAGGGGGAGUGUUUCUUUAAUUCCAUCAACAGCAGUCACAGAAGUGGAACGAAUAAAUUUUUGUCAAGCAUUGGCCGAUGCAGCAUCUGGGAUCGAUGUCAACUCCCUGAUGGCUCCAAUUGAGGAGCUUUCUGAUGUUUGUAGACGUAACAGAACAGUUCAGGAGAUUGUUCAAGGAGCUUUAAGGCCGCUUGAGUUGAAUUUGGUCACUGUAUCAUAGGGGAGAGGGCACCAUUUUGAUUAGGCAUUAUUUGAUAGUCACUUGAAUGCGAAUUAGCCUUUUUAUACUCAUUCAUCAUUGUGUAUUAUUGACCUUUCUCCAAUUUUUUCAGGAGAAUCGUUACACCACCUCAUGGUGAUUGGGAGAGAAUGGGUGGCUCUUUGUAUCUUUGUUCAAAUGAUUUGAGAUCUUUGAGUGGUUUGGACCGCAUUGGUUUCAAUUUUUGGGGUCAAAAGUUUUGGUAUAAAUUUGUAAUUUUAGUGUGUAAUGGUGGGUGGAAAGGAAAUGUCUUCCAUGUUAUGAUGAUUGGUAUUUUUAUAUAAAGAGAACCGAGUCGCUGGGGAUGACAAAGAUUCCCUGCACAACAUGGCCGAAGGUCUAUAUUUUCUUGGAAGUUGGAGUUUGGAGACUGGAGAAUUAUACACCUCUAAGGUUAUCCCGACCACUUUUAGACUGGCGAAGGACAUUGAUGAAUCAAGUUGAGUGGGACCACUGAAAAGUGGCUUCGGAAAUUUUAUAGUUUAAAGGACACAAUAAAGAUGCAGAUUGGUGGAGUGUUGGAAUGCUUUUGUCUGAAAUGCUAACUGAGCAGCCCCCAUUUACACACUCGAAUAGAAAGAAGCUUCAGGAGAGAAUUAUCAAAGAGAAUCAAACUUCCACCGUAUCUUAGCAGUGAAGCUCCCUCUUUUCUGAAAGGAGUAAGUAUACACUUUUGUGAUUUUGUCCCCUCUUCUACGGUUUAUUUGAAUUCCUUUUUCCAAAAUAAGAGCUCAAAAAAACAACAGAGUUUUCGUCUUUUUUGUGGCUGCUGCAGAAAGAACCAUCAGGAGGUCAGGCAGUGGUCUUGGUGAAGGGGAUGAGGUCAAAGGCCUUAAAUGGUUUCAGUCAAUAAACUGGAAAAAAAAAUAGAGGCGAAAGAACUGUAGCCAAAGUAUAAACCAGAUUUGGGUGGCAGACUGUCCGGCGAACAAUGCCCUUGAUGACUCACCAGCUCCCACAUCAACAGCCGGUGAACAUUUUCAAGGGUAUACUACUUGUGUUUCUCUUAAACCUUGGCUUUCCAUCCGGAUGAAUUAAAUGAUUUUGAAACAAGCCAGCCAGCCCAAUUGGAUCUUUGUUCUUAUGCUAGUUGCAAGCUGAUGAGAUUGCAAGAAUGUGAGAUUAAUUAAGUUUUUAAUCCAAACUCAAAAUCAUGGUAGAAUAUCCAAUCCAAAGCACUGUGGUCCUAUUUGGAUUGCUUGGAAAGAGAGAAGAUUCUGUUAACAACUUCCUCAUGGAGGUGAUGUAAAGCACUGGUGAAUAGAAGAGAGAAUAUUUCUUAAAGCACAAAGAGUAAAGUAGCAUAGAAGAAUCUUGUUUUUCACUGGAAGACAAGCAACAUACCGAGUGCUACUUAGAAACUUCAUGAGACACUCUCUCCCGUAUAACAGUUUUAUCGAUGUAAAUUUUUGUCAAUAUCUAUACUCAUUGUUUGUCAGUACAUAUAUUAUUGAUGUGCUCAUGGACAGAAACAAUUUGUUGAAAAAAACUUUUAUAAGCAAUUUAUGGUA